Molecule: messenger RNA, 1029 nt
Organism: Pteropus alecto (black flying fox)
Lineage: Eukaryota; Metazoa; Chordata; Mammalia; Chiroptera; Pteropodidae
Product: olfactory receptor 1L4
Exons: 1
Coding region: 1-1029 (342 amino acids)
Biological process (GO): G protein-coupled receptor signaling pathway
Cellular component (GO): membrane
Molecular function (GO): G protein-coupled receptor activity; olfactory receptor activity
Source: RefSeq, a predicted model, not a curated record
AUGCAGAAGUCUACUCAAAGGUGCCAGAAUUUAGCCCUGCUGACUUAUCUCACCCCUCAGCACUGGAACCUGUCUGGCCACUCCAUGGCCCUGGCGAAUCUCACCUCUGCCCCUCAGUUCCUCCUCCUCGGCUUGAUGGACGGAACAGACGUCCACCCGCUGUUGUUCCUGCUCUUCCUUGGCAUCUAUCUGCUCAACGGUCUGGGAAAUCUGAUUAUGGUGGUGGUGGUGAGAUCCGACAGGGCCCUCCGCUCCCCCAUGUAUUACUUCUUGGGUCAUCUGAGCCUUGUGGAUGCUUGCUUUACCACGGUCACGGUCCCUAGACUGCUGGCCGGCCUGCUCCACCCGGGCCAGGCAGUGUCCUUCCAGGGGUGUUUUGCCCAGAUGUACUUCUUUGUGGCUCUGGGCAUCACCGAAAGCUACCUCCUGGCAGCCAUGUCCUACGACCGCGCGGUGGCGGUCUGCUGGCCCCUGCACUACACCGCGGUCAUGACGCCCGGGCGCUGCACGGCGCUGGUCUGGGUGUCCUGGGCCGUGUCCCACCUGCACUCGCUGCUGCACACGCUGCUCAUCUCUGCGCUCUCCUACCCGCGUCCUGCCUCUGUGAGCCAUUUUUUUUGUGACAUGACGGUGAUGCUGAGCUUGGCGACCUCGGACACAUCAGCUGCGGAGGCUGCCAUCUUCUCUGAGGGCCUGGCUGUGGUACUGACCCCGCUGUUUCUGGUGUCCCUCUCCUACGCACGCAUCCUCGUAGCUGUGCUGGGAGUGCGGUCGGCAGGAGGCCGGCAUCGUGCCUUCUCCACCUGCGGGGCCCACCUGGUGGUGGUGUCGCUUUUCUUCGGCUCUGUCCUCUCUGUCUAUUUCCGGCCGUCAUCUGCCUACUCGGCCCGCUACAACCGCCUGGCCAGCGUGGUCUAUGCAGUGGUCACACCGACUUUGAACCCUUUCAUCUACAGCCUCCGCAACAAAGAGGUCAAGGGUGCCCUAAAAAGGGGGUUCAGAUGUAGAGCUGCAUCCCAAGAGGUAUGA